Messenger RNA from Durio zibethinus, 432 nucleotides. The record is from RefSeq and is a predicted model, not a curated record. Lineage: Eukaryota; Viridiplantae; Streptophyta; Magnoliopsida; Malvales; Malvaceae.
AUGUCGUUUAGUGGGACAACUGAAUUCCAGUCUCCACUGUUUACAGGGAAGCAUGAGAAAGAAGAGAAGCGCGAGGGAGAAGAUCAUAAGGAGGAAAAGGGAGAGAAAAAGGAGAAGAAGAAGAAGAAGAAAGACAAGGAAUGUAAAGAUAAGGAGGAUAAAGAAGAUGGUGGAAAGGAGAAGAAGAAAAAGAACCCUGAAUAUAAGAAGAACCCUGAGAAACUAAGAGCUAAGCUUCAAAAGAUAGAAUCCAAGAUACAGGCAUUAAUCCAAAAGAAACAAGAAGUUUUAAAACUACUCGAAGAAGUCGAUAAAGUUGCUGCUGACAACUAGGUGUUUGAGCCUGGCAAAACUCCAUAAUUCUCUUCAGGUGGCACUUGCUGCAUUAAGUCCAAGGGCCUCAAAUUUAGUGACUAGAUGCAUAUGAUAAAU